GUGCACCACACCGGUGCAUGCAAGCCACCCAGCAAACAAUCUGCUCUAUGAAGGGCGAAACCCCGCCCACAUUUUACAUGUGGUUAUUAAAAUAGCUGCUUCUUUCUCUUCCUGUCAUGUCUCAGCAGAAUGAUUUGACUGGAACUGAACUGAAUUCAGACGCCGUCCCGCGAUGACCGCCCCCACAGAAUAAACUUUAAAAGCAACGUUCGUCCAGCAAGUUUGAACUAAGCUUCAGCAUGAGUCGAUGGGAGGAAGAAGACUCGUCAUGUCUCUCUGAAGAAGGUGUGUCGUCAGAGGAAGAGAAUGACAGCUGCACCGGGGAAGAAAAUGAAUACUGUACCGAAGAAGAAAGUCAAAGUUCAUCAGGGGAAGAUAAUGAGAGCUGCGCUGAAGAAGAAAAUGCUGGGUCAUCCAGGGAAGAGAAUGACAGCUGCACUGGGGAAGAAAAUGAAUACUGUACCGAGGAAGAAAGUCAAUGUUCAUCAGGGGAAGAUAAUGAGAGCUGCGCUGAAGAAGAAAAUGAUGGCUCAUCCGGGGAAGAGAAUGACAGCUGCACCGGGGAAGAAAAUGAAUACUGUACCGAGGAAGAAAAUCAAAGUUCAUCAGGGGAAGAUAAUGAGAGCUGCGCUGAAGAAGAAAAUGCUGGGUCAUCCAGGGAAGAGAAUGACAGUUGCACCGGGGAAGAAAAUGAAUACUGUACCGAGGAAGAAAGUCAAUGUUCAUCAGGGGAAGAUAAUGAGAGCUGCGCUGAAGAAGAAAAUGAUGGCUCAUCCGGGGAAGAGAAUGACAGCUGCACCGGGGAAGAAAAUGAAUACUGUACCGAGGAGGAAAGUCAAAGUUCAUCAGGGGAAGAUAAUGAGAGCUGCGCUGAAGAAGGAAAUGCUGGGUCAUCCAGGGAAGAGAAUGACAGCUGCACCGGGGAAGAAAAUGAAUACUGUACCAAGGAAGAAAAUCAAAGUUCAUCAGGGGAAGAUAAUGAGAGCUGCGCUGAAGAAGAAAAUGAUGGCUCAUCCGGGGAAGAGAAUGACAGCUGCACCGGGGAAGAAAAUGAAUACUGUACCGAGGAAGAAAAUCAAAGCUCAUCUGGGGAAGACAAUGAAAGCUGCACAGAGGAAGACACUGAAAGCUGCACAAAGAAAGACAGUGAAAGCAGCAAUGAGGAAGACCAUGAAAGCAGCGAUGAGGAAGACCAUGAAAGCAGUGACGAAGAAGACCAUGAAAGCAGCGGUGAGGACGACAAUGAAAGCUGCAACGAGGAAGUGAAAGAAAGCCAUUCAUCAGAGGAUGAUCCUUCACUUUGGAGCAACAGAAACCCAGUUCCCAAGACCCCCUACGUGAUGUACCAUGGGACCACAAGGAAGGCUGCUCUAUCCAUCAUCAAGAAAGGAUUCAGACCGUCGGCAGACGGCAUGCUGGGCCAAGGGGUUUACGUCAGCCGAGACUUCGAGAAAGCCAGCCGGUACCCACAUGGGACCCCAGAGAGGAAAAACGCUGUCCUGAAGCUUCGUGUCAACGUCGGCAGGGUUAAGAAGAUAGACAGGCAGGGGCACCCCAUGCAGAAGACCUGGCACCACCAUGGCUACGACUCUGCCUGGGUCCCUCCCAACUGCAGGAUGGUAGCGAGCGGGCUGGAGGAAGACUGCAUCUGGGACCCCGACAGGAUCACAGUGACGGAAGUUAUCCUGCCUGACAACUAUUCUGAACCCAAAGAUUGGAGGACCUAUGUGAUGUACCAUGGAACAUCACAGGAUGGUGCCAGGCUAAUCCAAAGGCAUGGAUUCAAACAGUCAGAUGGCGGCAUGCUGGGGCGGGGGGUCUAUGUCAGCCGAGACUAUAACAAGGCCAGCCGGUACCCACUCAAGUAUCCAGAGAGAGAAAAGAGGGUCCUGAAGCUGAGGGUCAACGUCGGCAGGGUUAAGAAAAUAGACAGGCAGGGGCACCCCAUGCAGAAGACCUGGCACCACCACGGCUACGACUCUGCCUGGGUCCCUCCCAACUGUGGGAUGGUAAAAAGCGGGCUGGAGGAAGACUGCAUCUGGGACCCCGACAGGAUCACCAUUACAGAGGUUAUGAAUUGCCCUCCCUGUACCUAUAGAGAGGAGACAGACUGCUGUAAGAUUGUUUGCAAGAUGUUUUUUUUCAUGUUCUUAGUCUUCUUAGUCAUGUUCAUUUUAUAUAUUAUUACUAAAAAUAAAAAUCAUUCCACUGCCAGGUUUGAAAGCAUCGCUCUCCUAAACUGCAGGAUGAACAUGUGGGCUGAAGAAGAUUCCCCCUUUUUUGUUGAAGCUUGCCUUCAGAGUUACGCAGAACCUGUAGAGGGGAAGCUCUACACCAUGUACCAUGGAACCACAAAGGAGGCUGCUGAAAACAUCAAGAGAUGCGGAUUCAGUCAGUCAGCUGAUGGCAUGCUGGGGAGGGGGGUUUAUGUCAGCCGAGACUUCAACAAGGCCAGCCGGUACCCACUCAACCAUCCAGAUAAAGAAAGGAGGGUCCUGAAAUUGAGGGUCAACGUCGGCAAGGUUAAGAAGAUAGACAGGCAGAGGCACCCCAUGCAGAAGACCUGGCACGACCACGGCUACGACACUGCCUGGGUCCCUCCCAACUGCGGGAUGGUACCGAGCGGGCUGGAGGAAGACUGCAUCUGGGACCCCAACAGGAUCAAAGUAAUGGAGGUUAUGAAACCUAAGAAUGAGACUUGCCUUCAGAGUUACGCAGAACCUGUAGAGGGGAAGCUCUACACCAUGUACCAUGGAACCACAAAGGAGGCUGCUGAAAACAUCAAGAGAUGCGGAUUCAGUCAGUCAGCUGAUGGCAUGCUGGGGAGGGGGGUUUAUGUCAGCCGAGACUUCAACAAGGCCAGCCGGUACCCACUCAACCAUCCAGAUAAAGAAAGGAGGGUCCUGAAAUUGAGGGUCAACGUCGGCAAGGUUAAGAAGAUAGACAGGCAGAGGCACCCCAUGCAGAAGACCUGGCACGACCACUGCUACGACACUGCCUGGGUCCCUCCCAACUGCGGGAUGGUACCGAGCGGGCUGGAGGAAGACUGCAUCUGGGACCCCAACAGGAUCAAAGUAAUGGAGGUUAUGAAACCUAAGAAUGAGAGUUCUCCUCAGACACCCAAAUUUGGCUACGCUGCUUAUAGAUACUGAGAUUUGACAUGUAAAUGUAACUAACAAUUGAUUUGUUAUAACAAUAAAUAAAUAAAAGCAAAUGAAUAAAGGUUUUGAAUUCCCAUA
This is a messenger RNA of Acipenser ruthenus (sterlet), 3239 nucleotides long. RefSeq lists its product as uncharacterized. The transcript has 5 exons. The coding region runs from base 240 to 3152 and encodes 970 amino acids. Gene Ontology annotation, molecular function: NAD+ poly-ADP-ribosyltransferase activity. The record is from RefSeq and is a predicted model, not a curated record. Gene Ontology annotation, cellular component: cytoplasm. NCBI's taxonomy places the organism in Eukaryota, Metazoa, Chordata, Actinopteri, Acipenseriformes, Acipenseridae.